AUGGCGGAAAAGAGCAAGCUUCUACACGGAACGCUUGAAAUAACUAUCUUUCGCGCCACAACGUACAAACCCUCUGUCCCUUUUCAGCUUGACGGCAAGAAGGUCGCCAAGACGACACGUGAGCAAGGGCGCAUUUGGAACCAAACUUUCCAAGUCCUCUGCGCCCACCCGCCGGACUCGAAAAUCACAAUAACCCUUAAACAAAAGCGCUCGGUUUUAGGCAGCAUCGACAUCGAGGCCCACAAGCUGCUAGGCAACUCGAGCCUGAUAAACGGGCUUUUCCCGCUAAGAAAAACAAACGGAAUGCCCAGCAAGGCACUUAAGCUUCAGUUCCUCGUGUGGUUCAAGCCCGCUGACAGUGAAACGGGCUGGGACAAGGCCCUGUCGACCGAUGGUGGGUACAAAGGGCUUAAAAAUGCGUCUUUUCCCAUGCGGUCGAAUUGUGGGGUAACUCUGUAUCAAGAUGCUCAUCACGGGCCCACGUUCAGACCACCGGAAAAUCUUUGCGGGACGGUUAGGAAACUUUGGGAGGACGUGUAUAACGCCAUUGAUGGCGCCAAGCAUUUACUAGGCGAGCUACUCAAGCGUAAAGCCGAAGAAGGCGUGGCCGUGAGAAUCCUCUUAUGGGACGACGAGACAUCGCUACCCUUCAUAAAAAACAAAGGCAUCAUGAAAACGCACGACGAGUACACCGUCUCCUACUUCAAGCACACUAAGGUCGUAUGCCGUUUAUGCCCUCGUCUACACGACAAGUUCCCCACGGCCUUCACCCACCACCAAAAGACCAUCACAACCGACUCGCGGGCCCGCGAGAUCGUGAGCUUCGUCGGCGGUCUCGAUUUAUACGACGGGCGUUACGACACGACAGAUCACUCCCUCUUCCGAACGCUGAACGACGACGAGUCCCACUACUUCGACUUCUACCAGACGAGCCUCAAAGGUGCGAGCCUCGACAAGGGUGGACCGCGCGAGCCUUGGCAUGACACGCACGCGCGCGUGACGGGCCGUGCCGCGUGGGACGUGCUUUCGAAUUUCGAGCAGAGGUGGACGAGGCAGUGCGACCCGUCGUUGCUAGUCCCGACAAAUUCCAUUCGGGAGCUAACUAUUAUAGACGGCGAGCAGAGGAGGAAUUGGAACGUGCAAGUUUUCCGGUCGAUCGACCGCGCCUCGAUUGUCGAUGCUCGAUUUCCGGUCGAGAGAAGCAUACACGAGGCGUACGUGGAGGCCAUAAGGAGAGCCGAGAGGUUCGUGUACGUCGAGAACCAGUAUUUCGUCGGGGGAUGCCACAUGUGGGAACGGAACAAGAAUUGUGGGUGUGGGAACUUGAUCCCGGUCGAGAUCGCGUUGAAAAUCGCUCGGAAAAUACGGGCCGGGGAGCGUUUCGCGGCGUACAUUGUGGUGCCAAUGUGGCCCGAGGGCCCGCCUGAGAGCGAGUCGGUUCAAGACAUUCUGCAUUGGGCUCGGGAGACUAUGAAGAUGAUGUACGGGAUUGUGGGGGAGGCGUUGACGGAGAGCGGCGGGAAAGGGCACCCGAGGGAUUAUUUGAAUUUCUUUUGCCUCGCGAAUCGGGAAAAUGAGGCGAAAGGGGAGUUCGCGCCGCCGUAUAGUCCGCAUCACGGGACGAAUUAUUGGAAUGCUCAGAGGCAUAGGAGAUUCAUGGUUUAUGUGCACUCUAAGCUCAUGAUAGUGGACGAUGCGUAUCUUCUGAUAGGAUCGGCCAACGUGAACCAGAGAUCAAUGGACGGCAAACGAGACACGGAGAUAGCCAUAGGCUGCUACCAGACAAGAAACGAGGAAAAAAACGAGACCGGAAAUGGAGACGUUCGUGCGUUUCGCAUGUCUCUAUGGUACGAACACACUGGAAUAGCCGAAGAAAUCUACAGAGAGCCUCAGAGUUUAGAGUGCGUGCGCAAGAUUCGGUCCAUAGGGGAUAAAAUGUGGAAAAUCUACAGUCAAUAUGAGGUGCAAGAUAUGGAAGGCGUGCAUUUAGUGACUUACCCGGUGAGCAUAACAGAGACGGGUUGUGUCGAGGAUUUAGUCGAGGGAGAUGGCUGUUUUCCGGACACGAAAACGCCGACCGUUGGUGGUGAUGAUGUUGGUAGCUCAUUAAGAGGAUCUCCUUCUUCGCUAAGGCUCAAUAAUAAGAUUCAAGCUAUUUCAGAAAAUCUCAAUUCCAAUGUAGACUUGUUGUACGAAGGUCUACAAAAAGUGACAGAUGAAAUGGAGGUCAUUAAGAAUGAGGUUAUAGAGAUUCAAAUACAGAACUUGGGAAUCAGAAAGUUUUCAUCACCUGCCACUGAUGCUUCAUUUAGAGGAUCUCCUUCUUCAAUGGGGCAGACUGACAAUUCCAUGGUAGGAUGUGAUGAUGUCAUGACUGAUGUCAUGGAUAAGUUGAUAAGCGGACACUCCAGCCGGAUCAUCCCCAUUGUAGGCAUGGGUGGCAUUGGUAAGACCACUCUCCCUAAAAACAUAUAUGAGAAUCAAGUAAUUGUGGAAUACUUUGAUUUACGUUGUUGGGCCACGAUUUCUCAAGACUAUGAUUCGAAAGAAAUUCUCUUUGAAAUCCUCUCUAAAACUGACGACAGUAGGGAAAACUUGAUAAUAGGAGAGAAGUUGCACAAAACUUUAUAUGGCAGAAGGUAUUUGGUGGUGAUGGAUGACAUGUGGAACAUCGAGGCAUGGAACAAGGUGAGAUUCUACUUUCCGAACAAUGGUGAAGGGAGCAGAAUAAUGAUAACCACUAGGCUGACAGACCUGGCUUUUGAGUUAACUGGCUCGUGCGGCCUGCAGAAGAUGAGUUUUCUAGAUAAUGACUGCCGUUGGAACCUAUUCUGCAAAACUGUGUUUGGGGAACCCUGCCCUUCCAAACUGGAGAAAGCAGGACAGAGAAUCACGAAAUCCGGCAAAGGGCUUCCCUUAUCAAUCAAAGUGAUUGGAGGUCUGCCGUCAAAGCACAAAGAAUCACGCGAAUAUUGGGAGUACGUCAUGGGAAACUUCAAUGCAGUCUUGAAUACGGAAGAUGAUGAGCGCUGUUUAAAAAUACUAAGCCUGAGUUAUAUGAAGUUGCCCAUACACCUAAAGCCUUGUUUCCUAUACAUGGCAGCUUUUCGGGAAGAUGGUGUGAUUCCUAAAUCAAAGCUCAUCAAACUAAACCUGAUCCUAGCUCACAAAUUGGGGCUCACAGGGAAUAUAAAAUCUUUCAAAAUCCAUGAUCUCCUGAGGGAGCUGUGCAUAAAAGAAGCUCAGAAAAACAAGUUUAUGUGCAUACGAAGGCUAGUGGACGACGCGUAUCUUAUGAUAGGAUCAGCCAACAUGAACCAGACAAGAAACGAGGAAAACGAGACUGGAAAUGGAGACAUUCGUGCGUUUCGCACGUCACUGUGUGGUAUAAGUUUGGAGAUUGUGGCAGAAGAAUACUUACAGGACCUUGUGGACAGAAACCUUGUAUUAGUUCAUAAGUUGGGUUCCACUGGGAAUAUAAAAUGUUGCAAACUCCACUUGAAAGAAUCUCAGAAAGAUAAGUUUCUCUGUAUACAGCGGCCACACGAUCCCAAAAUCCAACGGCGCAUAGAUUUUCACACAUUCGCUCUGAAAGUUGACUUUUUAUGGGGCGUUGAGUCGAGUUGGGAAGAGAUGGAGACAAAGGUUGGAUCUUUGCCGCAACUUCAAGUGCUUAAACAGCGGCUUUGCCAGUUUGGAGAACAACCGGUGGUCAAUUCCAGCAGCUCAAGUGCUUGA
This is a messenger RNA of Striga asiatica, 3738 nucleotides long. The record is from the annotation of a GenBank genome assembly. Lineage: Eukaryota; Viridiplantae; Streptophyta; Magnoliopsida; Lamiales; Orobanchaceae.